GCGACGGCGACGGCUGGGGAGAGUAAGACAAGGAAGCGUCUGCUGCGGGAGCCAAUGCAGCCCUUUGGCUCUCCGGGAGGAGCGUCCCUGCCCGGAUGAGUGUCCGCCGUGUGUCCCUGACUGUCCCCCGGCGGGAGCGCGGCUCGGAAGAUCCUGACUGCUUUGCCUGGGCCGGUAGGAUGUGGUGAAAGGAUGGGGCUUCUCCCUCCGGAGAUUCACAAUGGCCAGAGAAGAUUCCGUCAAGUGUUUGCGCUGCUUGCUCUACGCCCUCAAUCUGCUCUUUUGGUUAAUGUCCAUCAGUGUCUUGGCCGUUUCUGCUUGGAUGAGGGACUACCUGAAUAAUGUUUUGACUUUAACUGCAGAAACAAGGGUAGAAGAGGCAGUCAUAUUGACUUACUUCCCCGUCGUUCACCCGGUCAUGAUUGCUGUUUGCUGUUUCCUUAUCAUCGUGGGAAUGUUAGGAUAUUGUGGGACAGUGAAAAGGAAUCUGUUGCUUCUUGCAUGGUACUUUGGAACUUUACUCGUCAUCUUCUGUGUAGAACUGGCUUGUGGUGUGUGGACAUAUGAGCAGGAGGUUAUGGUGCCAGUACAGUGGUCAGAUAUGGUUACUUUGAAAGCCAGAAUGACAAAUUAUGGUUUACCCAGGUAUAGAUGGCUUACACAUGCUUGGAAUUUUUUUCAGAGAGAGUUUAAGUGCUGUGGUGUGGUAUACUUCACUGACUGGCUGGAAAUGACAGAGAUGGACUGGCCUCCAGAUUCCUGUUGUGUUAGGGAAUUCCCGGGAUGCUCCAAGCAGGCCCACCAGGAGGACCUCAGUGACCUUUACCAAGAGGGUUGUGGGAAGAAAAUGUAUUCCUUUUUGAGAGGAACCAAACAAUUGCAAGUGCUAAGGUUUCUGGGGAUCUCCAUUGGUGUGACACAAAUCCUGGCCAUGAUUCUCACCAUUACUCUGCUCUGGGCUCUAUAUUAUGAUAGAAGGGAGCCUGGGGCAGACCAGAUGCUCUCUCUGAAGAAUGAUACUUCUCAGCACCUGUCAUGUCACUCUGUGGAACUGUUCAAACCAAGCCUUUCCAGGAUUUUUGAGCAUACAUCAAUGGCAAACAGUUUCAAUACACACUUUGAGAUGGAGGAAUUAUGAAAAAUGUCAAAGAA
Phodopus roborovskii (desert hamster) is the source of this 1152-nucleotide messenger RNA. It is a transcript of the gene Tspan12, whose product is annotated as tetraspanin 12. The coding region runs from base 221 to 1138 and encodes 305 amino acids. Gene Ontology annotation, cellular component: membrane. The record is from RefSeq and is a predicted model, not a curated record. Lineage: Eukaryota; Metazoa; Chordata; Mammalia; Rodentia; Cricetidae. The transcript is spliced from 8 exons.